AUGCGGCUUUCAGAGUUUGGGGUUGGUGAUGUGCUGCAGGUGGUGGCCACGGCCCAAGGCUUGCGCUUCUGGGGCGCGAUGUACGACAUGGUAGGUGCUUCGUUCGAUAUCUUCCCCAAGUACAUCGGUGUUCGGUUGCGGCCAAGCGGCCGCUUCGACGCCGAGAUCCCCUCCGGCGAGAAGCGGAUCCUCCUUGGGACGUUCGACACGGCGCACGAGGCGGCGCGCACCUAUGACGUCGCCGCCUGGUGCCUCAGCCGCUCCCGCCGCCACAUGAACUUCCACGACGUGUGGACGCGGGAUCAGGAAGAGCAACUCGCGCCGCCGUCGCCGGUCAUCACGCGCGAGCAGCAACGGCGCGCCCGCGAGCUCGAGCAGCGCCUCCGCAUCGCGGAGCAGGACGAGUGCCUCCGCCUCGAGUGGGCGCGGCAGUUCCCGGAGGACGUCGCCGCGAUGGAGGCGUUCUACACGCAUAAGGAGGAGCAGAAGGCGCGGCGGUGGCGAAGAAGAAGGCGGACCGCGAGAAGCUCCGGGCGGAGUCGGCGGUGA
Molecule: messenger RNA, 549 nt
Organism: Lolium perenne
Lineage: Eukaryota; Viridiplantae; Streptophyta; Magnoliopsida; Poales; Poaceae
Source: RefSeq, a predicted model, not a curated record